Messenger RNA from Cornus florida, 1286 nucleotides. RefSeq lists its product as uncharacterized. The coding region runs from base 74 to 1159 and encodes 361 amino acids. Lineage: Eukaryota; Viridiplantae; Streptophyta; Magnoliopsida; Cornales; Cornaceae. The record is from RefSeq and is a predicted model, not a curated record. The transcript has 2 exons. Gene Ontology annotation, molecular function: nucleotide binding.
UUGAUAUUUCAUAACAUUACAUCAUACUCUUCACUGUUCUUCACCUAAGAGGCAAAAGAAAAGCAGAAAGAAAAUGGCUGAUGAUGAAAACCCAAUAAAUUUUGGCAUAAUGGGGUGUGCUGAGAUUGCCAGAAAAGUGUCCAGAGCUAUACAUCUAGCUCCCAAUUCAAUCCUUCGCGCUAUAGCUAGCCGUUCGAUCGAAAAGGCGAAGCGUUUCGCGAUCAAAAACAGUUUACCAGACGAUGUUAAGAUCUAUGGUAGCUAUGAUGAAUUGCUAGAUGAUCCAUGUGUCGAUGCCGUGUACAUGCCAUUGCCCACAAGUCUUCACCUACAGUGGGCAGUCUUGGCUGCUCAGAAGAAAAAACAUAUACUUCUAGAGAAACCAACGGCUCUUGAUGUAGAUCAGCUUGAUCAGAUAUUAGAGGCAUGUGAAUCCAACGGUGUACAAUUCAUGGAUGGGACAAUGUGGUACCAUCACCCUAGGACUGCCAAAAUGAAGGCCUUGCUCUCUGAUUCCCAGAUUUUUGGGCAACUUAGAUUUAUCCACAGCUCGUCAUCAUUUGCACCAUCUCCGGAAUUUUUUGAGAAGGACAUAAGGGUGAAAAUGAACUUGGAUGGUCUGGGUGCCCUUGGGGACGCAGGCUGGUACUGCAUUGCAGCCAUCUUGUGGGCAAUGGACUACCAUCUACCUACAACUGUAACCGCACUUCCAGCCAUAGCCCGAAACUCAGCUGGAGUCAUCUUGUCCUGCAGUGCCUCCUUAAAUUGGGACAAACAUGAAACAAUCGCGACAUUUUACUGCUCUUUCCUUUCGCAUGAAUCCAUGGACUUGGCCAUAUCCGGCUCCAAUGGAUCGCUUCACAUCAACGACUUCAUAAUUCCAUAUCAAGAGAAUUCUGGUCCAUUUAGUGUAACGUCUGGCGCAAAGUUUGUGGAUCUUCACAUUGGGUGGAAUGUGAAACCUGAGAUAGUUCAAGUGGCUACUGAGCUUCCACAAGAGGCACUCAUGGUUCAGGAAUUUGCUAGGCUGGUGAAGGGCAUUAAAAUUUCUGGGUCCAACCCAGAUGGUAAAUGGCCUGGGAUUAGCCGAAUGACUCAGUUAGUAAUCGAUGCAGUGAAGAAAUCCAUCGAUCUAGGUUUUAUAUCUGUUUCUUUGUAAUUAUUUGGAUAUUAUAAACCUACUAUUUUUCAGCAUGGAAUGAAGCAUCAAACAUGAACAAAUUCACCAGUGUACGUAAGAGAAUUAUAUAAGUACUGAAGUCAUAAUCCAUGAUUGUUUAUAGUAA